UUCAGCGAAGGCAGGAUCCGGCGGGUGGAACCGGGGAAGAGAUGAGCCGCGAAACGCCACCCGGAAAAAAAAAGAAGAGAAAAAAAAAAAAAAGAGAGAGAGAAAAAGGGGGAAAAAGGGAGAAAGGGAAAGGAGAGGAGCGGAAAAACCGACGAGGCUCGGUGCGGUUGUAGCGGGAGCGAACCGAGAGACACGCCGCUGACGGCCGAGCAGUGGGCUGGCACAGCGCGAAACGACCGGCGGCGGUUGGUGCGGCCGGCGUGACGUCAGAGCCGCCGGUGCUGUGAAGAGUUCUCAGAAUAGACUUCUAGGAAACGGUAAAUUUUAAAAGCCAAGCCUUUACACUCUGUCCUUUACACAUUUGGAUCCCAUUCUGGUGACAACACACUCCCAGCCGCCGCCACGGAGCGCUUUCGUUCGCGGUUUUCGCAGGUUUGAGAUCAAUUCCAGUCUCUUACUGUAGAUGAUACCUUCAGCGCUCUUACAUAAACUACAGGACCAGACCCUAUUUGGGUACGCGGAGCUCCUGGGGUCUUUUUUGCCGCUUACAGCAGGCCUGCCCGCAUCAAACCCAUGUUAAAGCCGAUUUUGUUGUUUUCGUAGAGGUGGUUUUCUUUGGACGUAGCUUGGACUCCCGUGUGUUGUCGCUGUCGUGUGUAGUAGUAGGACCCACCGGAUUUUAGCCCCGAGGAUUCAACAAAUAGUAUGAUUCUUUGUGUACCAAGUCCUAGAACUCUUCUGCCCGGUGCUCUGUCCACUGAAGCCCCACAGGGCAUGCGGGCUGGAACUGCACCUCCUACCCCUUGCCUUCAAAGCGCCCCUCCGGUAUGGGACCCCGCAAAGGACCUGCGGGCGAUAGCCAGCAACUUCUGCUAUCUAGAAAAUUCAGGAUGGUACUGGGGAGCUGUAACUGCAGCUCAGGCCCACGCUGCACUUCAAGAGGCAUCUGAGGGAGCGUUUUUGGUACGGGACAGCAGCCACCCGAUGUACAUGCUGACCCUCUCGGUCAGGACUGCACGCGGCCCCACCAGUAUACGGAUCCAGUACAGCGGCGCCCAGUUUUUGCUCGACUCCAGCUCCCCGGCCCGGCCCAGCCUGGCAUCUUUCCCCAGCGUGCCCGGCCUGGUGCAGCACUACAUGGGACCAGAGAGGAAAGCAGAGGAGGGGAAGGUGGAGGUGGAGGCUCCCUCAAAACCCUCCCAGCAGGCAAUUCACGAGGCGUCUGUGGUACUAAAACUCAAGCGGGCUGUGUACAAGCCCCAGGGCCUCCCCUCUCUACAGCAUCUCACACGCCUCGUAAUUAACAGACACUCUGACUGCCCCGACCAGCUACCACUCCCGAGGCCUCUGCUGCGUUACAUACAGGACUAUCCCUUCAAGGUAUGAGGGGUCCCCCAAGUUCAUUAUUAUGGCUGUAUCGCAACUGACUUGAAGGACAAAAAAAAAAAAAAAAAACUGUUAACAGGGUCCUUUAUGCCUAUAAAUGACAUUGCUGCUCCAGCAGUUGGAGGCCAGUCACCAAAAAACUGGACACAGGGUCACGUUUUUACGGACGAAAUAUGUACAAAUUCAGUUAAUACCGACGUGUCUGGUUUCAGACUUAAUUUGUCAAGGACUGGGUGGUGAAGUCUCCCAGAAAGAGGCGACUUGUGAUGAAGGCUCAGUACUGUAAUCCACAGUUGUUUUAUGAUGGAUGUCGAAAUUGUCCAUGUAUAUUUUACCCUCAUCUGUUUUGGAUGUACAUACUGUUUCCAAGGAGUACACUGAUUCCAUUGAAACAUCAUUUUAAGCCAUUUUAUUUUUCUCAGUAAAACAUUUUUUCUACCUUU
This is a messenger RNA of Xiphias gladius (swordfish), 1829 nucleotides long. Its product is annotated as cytokine-inducible SH2-containing protein-like. The transcript has 3 exons. The coding region runs from base 706 to 1386 and encodes 226 amino acids. The record is from RefSeq and is a predicted model, not a curated record. Gene Ontology annotation, cellular component: phosphatidylinositol 3-kinase complex. Gene Ontology annotation, molecular function: 1-phosphatidylinositol-3-kinase regulator activity. NCBI's taxonomy places the organism in Eukaryota, Metazoa, Chordata, Actinopteri, Istiophoriformes, Xiphiidae. Gene Ontology annotation, biological process: intracellular signal transduction; phosphatidylinositol phosphate biosynthetic process.